This is a messenger RNA of Alternaria conjuncta, 807 nucleotides long. RefSeq lists its product as uncharacterized. Lineage: Eukaryota; Fungi; Ascomycota; Dothideomycetes; Pleosporales; Pleosporaceae. The record is from RefSeq and is a predicted model, not a curated record. The transcript has 2 exons. Bases 1 to 807 code for a protein of 268 amino acids.
AUGGUAAAGCUCGCAGGAGGAUGGAUAGACCUCAACGAGAGAUACGGAGAAAUGUUCAGAGGCGACUUCAACCCCAACAUCUGCAACAAGAACACCCUCAAAGUCUUGGGCUUGACACACCAUUGCAAGGACUGCAAGGUUGCGCGGCCACAAAAGGAGCUGACGAAUCCAAAAGCGUUCUGCGACGAAUGCGGCGAGCGCUUCACGGUCUGGUCCAGGGGAUGUGGUAAACAUCCUUACAGCCACGGCUACAACAUUAUCUUCAAGGCCGUACGUGAUGACUGGCCGGCCUCGGAGAUAGAGCGACUACUGGCAACAAGUGGUAGUGUCCAGGACGAGGGCCUCGCAGAUCUAAUCGACAACGAUGGCGCCUCCCCCGAUCCAGACCCCGAGGAUGGCGAUGUUGCUGAGCUCGCUGGAAUGGUCGCAGACGCCGAUAUCAGUACGAACAGCGAAGCCAUCGAAAACUUCGACUCUACCCAAACGUCCCCAGUGCCUGAAGCCGACCCCAACGACCAAGUUGAACAAAGUGUCGCGUCGUCUCCCCCUGUCCCCACAGGAAAGACUUCCCGAAUGUCGCAAUGGCUUCCCACCGGGCUCAAGGGUAAAGACGCCAAGGGCAUGAGAAAAGCGCGUGCGGCGACCGGAAGAAAGACACGUCGAGAUACAGAAGCUGCUGUGCAGGCCGAGAUAGCUGCGGAUGAACGCGUGAAAGAUGCGCAGAGAGCCAAGAGAGCCGCCGACGUAGCCAAGAAAGCAGAGCAAGAGAAGACGAGGAUGGGAAGAACUGGCCAUAAGAAGAAGUAG